Trichoderma reesei QM6a is the source of this 1167-nucleotide messenger RNA. Its product is annotated as germinal center kinase. The record is from RefSeq and is a predicted model, not a curated record. NCBI's taxonomy places the organism in Eukaryota, Fungi, Ascomycota, Sordariomycetes, Hypocreales, Hypocreaceae. Gene Ontology annotation, molecular function: ATP binding; protein kinase activity. The transcript has a single exon. The annotation marks the transcript as partial. Gene Ontology annotation, biological process: protein phosphorylation.
AUGCAGCCCCCUUACGCCGGCAGCCUCCCCAAUGGCUUCUCGUCGGCGCCCAGCUACUCGGCCACCAAGCACAAGGCCAUUGAAGAUGCCCGCGCCGCGCAGGCCGCCGUGCUGCGCGAGUGCGCCGAGGCCGGCCGCGAGGUGCCGCCGUACAAGCUGCUCGAGCUCAUCGGCAAGGGCAGCUUCGGGCGCGUGUACAAGGCCGUGGGCACCAAGACGAGCCAGCUGGUGGCCGUCAAGGUCAUCAGCAUCGAGGAGGGCGACGGCAUCCAGCCGGGGGCGGCCGACACGCUGGGCGACAUCCUCAAGGAGGUCAACACGCUCAAGCUGCUGAGCAACAGCGGCGCGCGCAACGUCAACGCCGUCGUCGGCACCGAGCUGGUUGGCCAGGCCGUCUGGAUCGUGACCGAGUACUGCGCCGGCGGCAGCGUCGCGUCGCUCAUGCGGCCCACGAGCGGCCUGGCCGAGCGCUGGAUCAUCCCCAUCCUGCGCGAGGUUGCCGAGGCGCUCUUCUGGGUGCACAAGCAGGGCAUCAUCCACCGCGACGUCAAGUGCGCCAACGUCCUCGUCACCGACGCCGGCGGCGUCCAGCUGUGCGACUUUGGCGUCGCCGGCAUCAUGGAGACCAAGUUCGACAAGCGCAGCACCAUCACCGGCACCCUGCACUGGAUGGCCCCCGAGCUCUUCGACCCCCACGUCGCCUACGGCAUCGAGGUCGACAUCUGGGCCUUUGGGUCCAUGGCCUACGAGAUCGCCAACGGCCUGCCGCCAAACGCCACCGCCAGGAUCAACAUCCAGCAGUUUGGCGCCUACCUCAAGCAGCAUCGCCCGCGCCUCCAGGGCGACCGCUUCUCCGACAAUCUCAAGAACCUCAUCGCCUUCUGCCUGGUCGAGGACCCCAAGCGGCGACCGCCCAUCGAGGACGUCCAGCGGCACCCGUACAUCUUCAACACGCAGGACCGGUUCCCCACCGUGUCUCUCGCCCGGCUGGUGGCCGACUACAAGCACUGGGAGUCUCAGGGCGGGAGCAGGCAGUCUCUCUUCUCCGCCGGUGGUGCUCAGGCGCCGCGCAGGGAACGGUCGCCCGUCCGCCAGAGCGGCUGGGACUUUGGCAACUUUGACGAGGUGGACGAGCUCAUGUUCCAGAACACGGCCAAGCCACGGCCU